CACAAAAUGUAACUGUUAUACAACAUAGAAGUAAUUGCUUUUAUAUCCCAGUAAACAUCUGUUAAUAAACAUCUGUUAAUAAACAUCUGUUAAGAAACAUCUGUUAGCAAUCUGAUAAUAAAUUGACAACAGGUUCAUAGUCAUCUGUGUUUGUAAUCUACUAUUAUUCUGUCGACAGAACCUGCUAACAGAAUUUAAUAACUGAUUGAUGACAGAAAGCGAACAAAAUCUGCAGUAUUUCUAUUUAAGAUUGACAGAAGAAUUCAAAUUUACAAUGGCCAGAUUGAUAUCAACUGUUAACGUUAAAGAUGUCGAACAUCUUGCUAAACUAAAAAAUAAUUGGUGGAAUGAAGAAAGCGGCCCAGUGAAACUACUUCAUCGAUACAAUCCAAUUAGAGUACAAUUUGUGAGAGAAGGUCUUGCCAAUAUUGGUUUCAAAGAACAGACCCCAAAGUUGCCAUUGCAAGGGAUUAAGAUAGCAGAUAUUGGCUGUGGUGGAGGUAUUCUAACUGAAUGUUUGGCUAGAAUAGGAGCUCAAGUAACUGGAAUAGAUCCAUCAGAAGAAUUGAUAAAUGUCGCUAAGCAGCAUGUAGAAUUAGAUCCUGAUAUAUCAAACAGAGUAAACUAUAUUUACACAAGCAUAGAAAAAUUUUCUGGUGAGAAUGAAAAGCUGUAUGAUGCUGUUAUAGCUUCUGAAGUUAUAGAACAUGUAAAUAAUCAAGAAUUCUUUGUAAAGGAAAGUGUAAAACUUUUGAAGCCUGGUGGAUCAAUUUUUAUAACAACACCAAGUAGAACUCUAUGCUCUUGGCUGGGUGGUAUUAUAAUGGCUGAAUAUGUUAUGAAUGUAAUACCUCGUGGUACACAUGAUUGGAAUAAUUUCAUUCUUCCACACGAACUUCAACAUAUAUUGGAAAAGAAUGGUUGUAAGACUAAAUUAAUUCAUGGAAUAACACUGAACCCUAUAAGCAUGCAAUGGUCUUGGUCAUCCAGCACAGCACUUUGUUAUGCUCUUCAUGCAGUUAAACAGAAGGAAAUCGAUACAUAACUUUGCCUAAUAUAAAAUAUUUGAUAUAUUUCUGUUAUAUAACUACAAUAUCUGAUACAAUAUUAAGUAAGAAAAUACAAUUAACGUAUGUUACAUGUAAUGAACCCAGAUAACAUAAUAUCUAAAAUCGGGACAUAAGACGUCUUAAAGAUAAUCUUUAAGACGCCUUAAAGACAAUUAUUCGUAAAUCGUCUGAAAGACAUUUUAAAGAUGAUCUUUAAGAUGUCUUAUGUCCCGAUUUUAGACAUUAUGUUGUCUGGGAACAUUAUAUUGCACAUUAUAUUUUGUUACAUUAAAAUGAUAUAAGUUAUAUUAUUGUGUUUACUAAAAUUUUCUGUUUUGAUUUACCAGUUAUUUGAUAUAUACUAAAUUGUGUAUUGGAAUGUAUGUACUAAGUAAUAAUAUUGUAAAACUGCUCUUACACACACACACA
Molecule: messenger RNA, 1478 nt
Organism: Odontomachus brunneus
Lineage: Eukaryota; Metazoa; Arthropoda; Insecta; Hymenoptera; Formicidae
Gene: Coq3
Product: ubiquinone biosynthesis O-methyltransferase, mitochondrial
Exons: 4
Coding region: 209-1045 (278 amino acids)
Biological process (GO): ubiquinone biosynthetic process
Molecular function (GO): 2-methoxy-6-polyprenyl-1,4-benzoquinol methyltransferase activity
Source: RefSeq, a predicted model, not a curated record